AUGCGGAAGAAGGGGAAGACGCGCUCGCGGCAGCAGAUGUGGAAGACCCCGAAGCGCCGCGGCUGCUCGCCGGGCGCCAGCGCCGUCUGCUCCGUGGCCGUCAGCGCCUGGUACUUCUUGCCGCUGGUGCCCACGGCCCAGAUCUCCCGCUUGGGCGCCGGGGAGGAGCAGCCGGACGCGCCCUUGUGCCGGUGCCGGUGGCAGAGCUGCCGGGGCUCCUUCGCCUGCCCGCGCUGCCGGAACGCGGCCCCGGAGCCCGGCCUGAGACCCAACCGCGAGCUCGGGCACGUCGCUGACAUCGCCCGGGGGCUGCUCCCGGCGGCACCGGGGACCCUCUGCGGGCGGCACCGGGAGCCGCUGCAGCUCUUCUGCCGGGAGGAGCGGGCGCUGCUGUGCCUCGUGUGCGGCCGCUCCCGGCUCCACCGCCUGCACCGCGUCGUGCCCGCCGAGGAAGCGGCCCAGGAGUACAAGGAGCAGAUCCAAAACUGCCUCCAGGCUUUGAGGGAGGAGAGAGAAAAAUACCUGGAAAGCCGAAAAUCCGGCGCUCGGAGGAGUUUGCACCUGGACAAAACCAGCAGCGAGGGGCAGCGGACGGCGCAGGAAUUCCGGGAACUGCAGCGAUUCCUGGAGGAGAAGGAGCGUCUCCUCCUAGCCCAGCUCGGGGACCUGGACAGGGCCAUCGGCCGAGCCCAGGACGAGGCGCUGGCCAAGGUCUCGGAGGAGUUAUCCCAGCUGGACACCCUCAUCUGGGAGAUGGAGGGGAAAUUCCAGCAGCCCCCGAGCCACUUCCUGCAGGACCUCCAGCAGCUCCUGGACAGCUGUGAGAUGAUGAAGUUCCACCCCCCGGCCGAGAUUUCCUCCGAUCUGGAGAGGAGGCUCGAGGAUUUUGUCCAGAGGAACGUCCUGGUGAGGAGCACCUUGAGGAGAUGCCAAGACAGCCUCAUGUUCCAGCUGCAGGAGCCGGCCGACGUCACCCUGGACCCCGGCACGGCUCAUCCCCACCUGCAGCUCUCGGAGGACGGAAAAGAAGCGCGAGGGCAGCUGGUGCCGAGGGACGUCCGGGACCACCCCGAGCGCUUCGACUUCGAGCCCUGCGUGCUGGCGCGGGGGGGCUUCGCCUCGGGCCGGCAUUUUUGGGAGGUGGAGGUGGGGCAGGGCGGGGUGUGGGCGCUGGGCGUGGUGCGGGAGUCCGCGCGCAGGAGGGGCCCCCUGAGCCUGACCCCCAAAGAGGGGGUGUGGGCGCUGGAGCGGCGGCUCCGGGUCUCCCUGGACUACGAGGGGCGGCGGGUGGCUUUCUUCAGCGCCGGCCACGACAUUCCCAUCCUGGAAUACACCCGGGCCGCCUUCAACGGGGAGAGGGUCCUGCCCUGGUUCAAGAUGGGGAUGGGGGCGCGGCUGCUGGAGGUGACGCGGGGCUGCGAGGAGUGGGCGGUGGCCGGGCAGGUCACGUCGCCGCUGGACUGGGUGGGCUUCGGCUUCUCGCUGCGGAUCUGCCCCUGAGGGGCUGCGGGGACGUGUCCCGAGCGAUGCCGCGGGAAUUCGCCGCCCCUCCGUGUCCGUCGGGAGCUCCGGGAUGGCCCCAGGGAUCGGCCGAGUGGAGCCCUGGGGGCGGAGGGCCGGGUUCAAUGUGCGGAUUUUUUCUUGUACCCUUGGCAGGAUGGAUCCUCCCGCUUUCCUCUCUUCCCAAAGUGCUUUUUGUCCAGGAUGUGUCCUGAACCCUUCACCUCUCGCUCUGGGGAGCUGUUUCCCCUCUCUCUCCACAUCCCUGACAUUUUGUGUCAUAUACAAUAAAUAAAUAUCAUAAAUAAAUAUCAUAAAUAAAUGUCAUAAAUAAAAUGUCUCAAAUAAAAGAAC
Molecule: messenger RNA, 1854 nt
Organism: Cyanistes caeruleus (blue tit)
Lineage: Eukaryota; Metazoa; Chordata; Aves; Passeriformes; Paridae
Source: RefSeq, a predicted model, not a curated record